AUGAAAUAUGACAAACCUAACAUCGUCCUGAUAUUGGCCGACGACUUGGGAAUUGGAGAUUUGGGCUGUUACGGCAACGACACCCUAAGGACUCCUAACAUUGAUCGCUUGGCCCAGGAAGGUGCCCAGCUGACACAGCAUAUCUCAGCUGCCUCCUUGUGUAGCCCCAGCCGAUCUGCCUUCCUGACUGGCAGGUACCCCAUCCGGUCAGGCAUGGUUUCUAAUGGCAGUAAGCGUGUCAUCAGAUCACUUGGAGUCCCCUCAGGCCUCCCUCAUAAUGAAACUUCAUUUGCAGCCUUACUAAAGGAGGAAGGAUACAGCACAGGAAUCAUAGGUAAAUGGCAUCAAGGCUUGAACUGCGAGUCCCGGAGCGACCACUGCCACCAUCCGUACCAUUAUGGGUUUGAUUACUUCUAUGGCAUGCCGUUUUCACUCUUUGAGCCCUGCUGGCCAGACCCUUCGCGGAACACUGAACUGGCCAUUGAUGGUUGGGUCUGGCUGUGCAUCCAGUUGGUCACUGUCACUGCCGUCACCCUUACCAUCGGGAAGCUGAGUGGCUGGAUCACGGUUCCUUGGCCCCUCAUCUUCGCCAUGAUCCUGUUUAUUGUCCUCAUGGCCUACGGUUGGUUCUCCAGUUUCCAGUCCCCUUUGUACUGGGAUUGCCUCCUCAUGCGAGGCCAUGAGAUCACGGAGCAGCCCAUGAAGGCAGAGAGAGCUGGAUCCAUCAUGGUGAAGGAGGCCAUUUCAUUUCUAGAAAGGUACCAUGAAGGACCUUUUCUGCUCUUUUUCUCUUUUCUUCACGUGCACACGCCACUCCCCACCACGGAUGCAUUCGUAGGGACCAGCAAGCAUGGUCUAUACGGAGACAACGUUCAAGAGAUGGACUCCAUUGUGGGCAAGAUUCUUGGUGCCAUCGAUGAUUUCGGUCUAAAAAACAGCACUCUUGUCUACUUUGCAUCAGACCAUGGAGGGCAUUUGGAGGCUAGAUGGGGUCAUGCUCAACUUGGUGGAUGGAAUGGGAUAUACAAAGGUGGAAAGGGCAUGGGAGGCUGGGAAGGUGGCAUUCGAGUCCCAGGAAUUUUCCGGUGGCCAGAAAAGGUACCAGCUGGUCAGAGGAUUGAAGAACCUACAAGUUUAAUGGAUGUCCUUCCAACGCUGGCAUCUGUGUCGGGAGCGAGUCUCCCUCAGGACAGGGUGAUUGAUGGCCAUGACCUCAUGCCAUUGCUGCGUGGGGACGUCCAACACUCAGAACACGAGUUUUUGUUCCACUACUGUGGCUCCUACCUGCAUGCUGUGCGGUGGCAUCCCAAAGACAACGGUGGGGCUGUUUGGAAGGUGCAUUAUGUGACACCCGUGUUCCAGCCACCGGGAGCCCAAGCCUGCUAUGAGAUUAAGUUGUGUGAAUGCUCUGGAGAUCUGGUGACCCAUCACCACCCUCCCCUGCUCUUUGACCUCUCCAGGGAUCCAUCAGAGUCCACACCCCUGACGCCUGAGACAGAGCCUCGGUAUGACAUGGUGAUUAACACGGUGGCCAGUGCCCUGGAGAAACACCAGAAAUCCAUCAUUCCUGUCCAGGAGCAACUGUCAGAGUUAAAUCAGGACAGGAUACAGCUGAAGCCUUGCUGUGGUGUAUUCCCCUUUUGUCUGUGUGACAAGGAAGGGUAA
Molecule: messenger RNA, 1665 nt
Organism: Carlito syrichta (Philippine tarsier)
Lineage: Eukaryota; Metazoa; Chordata; Mammalia; Primates; Tarsiidae
Gene: ARSF
Product: arylsulfatase F
Exons: 9
Coding region: 1-1665 (554 amino acids)
Molecular function (GO): arylsulfatase activity
Source: RefSeq, a predicted model, not a curated record